GGGACAACAUGUGGGGUUUGGUUUGAUAAAAUAAAUUGUCUUUGGCUUUUACUUCAUCCUUCCCUUAUACUCUGUUAUGUGUGUGUAUCCACUUUCACAUUCACAUUUUAGUUUUAGUCUCAGCAAAACCCACAUAAGAUCCACCACCGGAGGCCAUGGCGGAUGGACCCAUCAUCCCCACCACCAGACCAAAAAGACCACGACCACCUUCCGGCCGUACCAACCUAGCCUCAUGUGUAGUAGCCACAAUCUUCUUGAUUUUCAUCAUCAUCGUCAUCCUCAUAGUAUACUACACAGUUUUCAAACCACAAGACCCCAAGAUCGCCGUCAACGCCGUCCAACUCCCCUCCUUCUCCGUCAUUAACGGCACCGUCAACUUCACCUUCUCUCAAUACGCCUCCGUUAGAAACCCUAACCGUGCUGCUUUCUCUCACUACGACAGCUCUCUGGAAAUCCUCUACUCCGGUAACCAAGUCGGGUUCAUGUUCAUUCCCGCCGGCCAGAUCGACGCCGGGAGAACACAGUACAUGGCUGCAACGUUCUCAGUUCAGUCUUUUCCUUUGUCGGCACCGCCAAAUAUGGGUCCCACUUUGGCGAAUGGUGACGGUGUUGGGUUUAACUUUGGGUUGAGAGUUCAACCAACGAUGGAGAUUGAGUCGAAGUUGGAAAUGGCGGGGCGUGUUAGGGUUUUGCAUUUCUUCACUCAUCGUGUUAAGGUUAGAACUGGUUGCAGAGUUGCCAUAGCUGUCAGUGAUGGUUCUGUCUUAGGGUUUCAUUGCUAAUUAGUCUUUUAGUGUUAAGUGGUUGGUAACUAGAUAUAAUAAUAUAUAUCAUCAUAGUAAUUAAUUGUCAGUGAUGUUUGAGCAAGGAAAGCAUGAAAAUCAAAAUUGUAAAAAUGGGUUUUCAAUAUUAAAAUUUUUGAAUGCAGAGUUUUGGCAUUGAUUGUUCUUCGGAAUCAGUCAGAGAUCAAAGAUGUUUGUAUAGAAACUUGUAAAUAUUGAACUUUAUUUUUUGA
Messenger RNA from Medicago truncatula (barrel medic), 1015 nucleotides. RefSeq lists its product as uncharacterized. The record is from RefSeq and is a predicted model, not a curated record. The transcript has a single exon. The coding region runs from base 156 to 782 and encodes 208 amino acids. NCBI's taxonomy places the organism in Eukaryota, Viridiplantae, Streptophyta, Magnoliopsida, Fabales, Fabaceae.